AAUAGAUCAUCCAAGCGAUAUUAACCGUUGAGAAAGCCUUGGUCCAAUCGUCGGUGGUGUCGAGUCCAGGGUGGCAAAAUCGUUUGCCCUUAAUGUUCCAUAUACUCUUCACAUCUUUAUUGACUAGAACGACCAUUUUGAAGCGUUCCUUUUCUACCAAGAAAUGUUAAUUGUCCAUUUAGACGAACGUAGACAGUGGCAUGAUCAUUAAUUGCUAUCUUAUCAAUUACCCAUUUGGAAUAAUCUUAGCUCGUUGGUGACUAGAAUGUUGUAUUCCCUGUAUGCAGAUGCAGCGACUAGAUCUUCCGGUUCCAAAACAGUUAAAUCAGCUGUGUCCGUGGUCAGUCGCCGCAGGCAAUUAAAUCUGCACAAUUUAAAUCCCUUAAGUCGAGCUUUGAUUGAUAGCGAUGGAUUUCACUCACCUGUCAUUUCCAAUGACACACUCUAUCAUGCUCCUCGGUGUGUUCAAUUGCGGGCAAAACUGACGUAUAUUUUUCGCCGUGUGCACGCUUUCCACGACGCAUAGUUUCACUGAAAGUUUCGUUUCGCCGCUUUACAUCGUAAUUCCAUUAAUCUUGGACCACUCGAGGGGAAAUCGCAUAUUUAACGGAUCUAAUCGUGUCUGGUGUCGACUAUAGUGCAUCGGCAAGUUCAAUGCUCGAAGAAUAUCCACUAUACGAUACGUCGAGACAUUUGUGCGUUUAAGUCUGAAUCUAUACAUAGCUGCUUCUGGCUUAGGUCCGCAGCUCCGUAUAGAGUACAAGUAACAUGUUCGCCAGAAGAAUUCAAUUAAAAGGUAACGAUGAUCAUUCACGAUGUCUAGACUUCCUUAAAUUACGUAGACGCAACAAUUGUUCUCAUAGAAUGCUUAAUAAUUUGAUAAAUAUUUAACAUUGUUCCAGUUACGAUCAGAUCGGAAAGACUUUUAAAUACUUUUUAAGGAAAGAAUACUAAAACCAUUUACUCACAUUUUUCAGAGCCGAUAUGCUGGCUAAACAGCACAAGCAGGAUGAAAAGACCGCAUAAUCGGUCGUUCAUUUUCGUCCAGUCCCGCAGCAUCCUUAUUGAACUCUGAAUCUUAACACAACGCUGGGCACAAGGCCUUUAUUCAUCUCAAACGCUAGGAUUUAUAUUCACGGAGAAAGAGACAUCAGUGAGUUCACAUUUCCACAAGCACAGCUAUCGCUUCAUUACUAACGACGAGAUAAACGUUUUUUUUAAUACGUACACGGCCCCUGUUACGAGCACGCAAAUCGGAUAACCGGCCUGACUCUCUCCUCUUGCACAUAUACGCCUCUAAUUCACUUCUCGAUCCCCAGUAACUGAUCAAUACAGAAGAUACAACUUGUUUCGCCACGAAGGGGGGUCCGUAGGACCGAGACCGCUAGGUAAGCACUCGCUUUCGCCUAUCCUUGAAGAUCACGUGCGAAGAAAAGGGGGAAUUAAAAGGACGAGCAUAACCGAACCGGCCGGCCGAUCAGACUUAAUUUAAGUCUCCGGCAGACCAACACGAAUAUACCGCAGCCGUCGGCGAACAAUCUUUCAAUAUUUUCGUCGAUGCAAAAGCUCCCACGGAUUCAACGUGAAUAUUCAACGACUGGUGGAUAUUUUGUGAAUACACAUCGUCACGGUGCACGCGACUAUUAAUAGAAAUUUCUUGUGUCGGUGUCAACAAAUACAAAUUCUACUGCCGCAGCGAACAUUCGCGUUGGUCUCUUUAAAAAUCUUGAGAUGUGUGCGCAGAAGUUCUUCGCGAUAGUAUCAAUACGCGCGCGAAUAUUUUGUAAAAAUUCUCAGCAAUGUACUCGCAAUGUAUCGGGAUGCGGGAGGAAUGACCGAUAAUCUGGAUCCGAUGCAAGGACGAAGGAAUCUUGAAAUAUACAAUAUUAUGUAUCAAUAGUACACAGCUUGGUGCAGCUGUACACGAGAAAGUUAACGAACACAUAUUCACACAUAUUGUAUCCAAAACAGUCCCUCCGACCUCUCGACCCGACUUCCAACGAGCGUUUGCUAUAAAAAAACACGUAUGUUCAUUCCACGUUGUUUUAAUAUAUUCUGACGCAGCAGAGUAAGAUUUUGCGCACAGAGAAAUGCCAUUGUCGAACGAUAAUGGAUGUGCAGAAAACACUCGUUGUUUCAACAAUUAUCAACAGAGCAAAUGUUUCUCUGCAAAAAUGACAGCUCGUAACCUGCGUUCGAAGCAUAAAUCGAACCUCAUAUACGUCUAAAAAUUUCAGACGUCUUCAAAAUUUUCUAUCGUAUGAUGUAAACAUAUUUUUAUAUCAAUAAUCUAUGUCGUAAGAGCAUACUUAUGUAUGAUACAGUAUCUCUACUUUUUUUUUGGCACAUUAUAUUUUAUCUUGACGAGUUUCAGUCUUCAUGAAACUUGAAUACAUUCAGACGAUUAGUCAAAUAGAAUUCAAUUGGAGCAUCUUCGUUCGAUAUCUCUGUUCUACUUCGGAAAGAGAAAAAAUGAAGCUAAAUUAUAAACAGUUGCCUGUAAAGGCACACUAUUUCUUCUUUAUGGCAGCAAUGGGUCCAAUUUUGCCAUUUUUCCCAGUUUAUGGAAAACAGCUUGGGGUAUCGCCAGUAGUCAUGGGCAGCAUUACAGCUGUUUUACCGAUUUUAUUUUUAAUCGCCAAACCAGCUUUUGGAUAUCUAGUGGAUUACUUUGUUUCUUGGAGAAAAACAAUUUUUAUAAUGAUACUAGCAACAACAAGCAUUUCUUUCAUUUGCAUGUACUUCUUGCCAGCUCUUCCAGAACCAAUUUUGCCAAACCAUAUGUUUGAAAAUAUGUCUUGCGCUUCAUUGAAACACUGCUCACCAGAGGACACCACGCAGCCAGGUUUGUGCAUGGGAGCAAAGUAUACAACGUGCCAUUGGAAUUGUACCAACAAUAAUUUUUCUGUGCUUAUACAGUUUGAAGAAAUUGAAGGAGAAGUAAGCUUUACUGAGAAUAACACAUGCCUAACAGACACAAAUGCUGUUUCGCAUUGUUCUAAAAGUGAUAAUUGCAAAGUUAGCUGUGAUAAUUUUAAUGAUAAGCAUUGCCUUUAUACUUCCAUAACUUUCUGGGGCUUUAUUAUUUUAAUGUCCCUUGGAAACAUUGGCUUUAAUGUUUGUAAUAGUAUAAGUGAUGCAAUUUGUUUUGAUGUACUUGGGGAAGGCGGACAAAUGAGCUACGGUAGACAACGUGUAUGGGGAACAAUAGGUUUUGGAAUUGCCGCUUUUCUGGCCGGUUACGCGGUAGAUUAUUGGUCCGAGGGAAAAAUGAUAAAAGUUUACACACCCGCGUUUCUACUAAUAUUUAUUUUCUCGUUUUUUGACAUACUUUGCUGUAGGAAAUUGAAAUUACCAAUUAUGUCUGGUUCAGGAAAUAUAUUAAAAGAUGUCUUUCAACUUUUGAAGUUAAAACCUAUAAUUAUUUUUCUCUGUUUUGCAACAAUUGCUGGUAUUAUAGAUAGUUUUAUAAUUUAUUUUUUAUUUUGGUAUUUGGAAGACUUGGCUUUAGUAACUGGACAUAUGAGUGAAAUUAAAUUGAUUGAAGGUUUAAUUGUUGCAGCACAAACCCUGGGUGGUGAAGUAAUAUUCUUUUCUCUGUCUGGUAAGAUUCUAAAGAAAUUGGGGUUUGGAUAUACAUUUACAUUUUGUUUCGUAUCUUAUGCGUUACGACUGGGUUUAAUAUCAUUGGCAUCUACACCAUGGUGGGUAAUUCCUAUAGAAUUAUUUAUGCAAGGUCCCACCUAUGCUCUGUGUUACACAUCAAUAGUUGCAUAUGCAAGUAAGAUUGCACCACCUGGAACAUCAGCUACUGUUCAGGGUAUUGUAGCUGGCAUGGAUGAUGGAUUCGGUUUUGCGAUUGGUAGUUUGGUAGGUGGCAUUUUAUACAAACUAUUAGGAGGUGUUACAACGUUACGUUUGCUUUCGUCACUUGCUGCAGUGGCUGCAUUAAUGUACUUCAUUUUACAUUUGCUGUACCUAAAGCAUACAAUGCCAGAAACAAAAAGCACUGUGGAAUGGAAAUCGCCUGAGGAAGCGAAGAAUGCAUGCGUUGCCGCAGAAACGUGACAAUAGGAGAGAUGUGAUCGGGAACUUAUUUCCAAAGAAAAUGAAAUUUUUUAUGAAUAUUUCUAACAUACAUUAACAUGUGCAGAUAUUAUUAAUUAUGACAAAUAACGUAACAUGUUGUUUACGUAGUAAAUUUCAUCAUGAAACGUUUUUAAAAUAAAUGAAACUAACGUUGAAAA
This is a messenger RNA of Megalopta genalis, 4247 nucleotides long. RefSeq names its product major facilitator superfamily domain-containing protein 6. Lineage: Eukaryota; Metazoa; Arthropoda; Insecta; Hymenoptera; Halictidae. Gene Ontology annotation, molecular function: transmembrane transporter activity. The record is from RefSeq and is a predicted model, not a curated record. Gene Ontology annotation, cellular component: membrane.